AUGGCUACGGAUAUUUCUUAUGCGGGACUCAGUGUGGAACAAUUGGAACUAAUACUACAAAUUGUACAAACAAACAAAGAAAUUGAACAAGCAACAGAAAAAUCAAAAGCACACGAUGUAGUCAUUGAAAAAGAAAAAACAGAACAGUUACGGCUUGCAAAUGAAAAAAGAAAAAGAGAAGAAGCCGAAGACAGAAAACGAAUGAAAAUAGAUCCUAAAGAAUGUAUUACAUUAAGUAGUGAAGUUUUGGAUUCAUUAAUACAUAAUGAUGGUUUUUACGAAUUAUGUGUAAAAGAAAAUCUUGAUUCGUUCGAUAUUACAAAUUUAUUAAAUAAUUAUAAUGAUGUUAAUGAAGAUAUGAUAAAUGUUAUUAAAAAUAAUUUUGAUCAUUUGAAAUCAAUUAAGAAUAUAUUAGAAGAUCAAAUUCAAAAUACACUUAAUCAAUUAUUAAUUGAUUUAUUUUCUCAAUAA
This is a messenger RNA of Rotaria sp. Silwood1, 471 nucleotides long. NCBI's taxonomy places the organism in Eukaryota, Metazoa, Rotifera, Eurotatoria, Philodinida, Philodinidae. The record is from the annotation of a GenBank genome assembly.